This is a messenger RNA of Suillus paluster, 291 nucleotides long. RefSeq lists its product as uncharacterized. Bases 1 to 291 code for a protein of 96 amino acids. The record is from RefSeq and is a predicted model, not a curated record. The transcript is spliced from 2 exons. NCBI's taxonomy places the organism in Eukaryota, Fungi, Basidiomycota, Agaricomycetes, Boletales, Suillaceae.
AUGUCGACACCAGUGGACGAUCUCACCACUGAACUAUUCGCAAUCACCCUAAGUGACAAUGAGGCUGAUCCAGAUAGUCAUAGUAAACUCUGGGUUUCUCAAUCAGAAGUUCAGCAGGACAAGGGAAAAAGCUGCUCUCUGGAUUUUACGACCAAUCUGCUGUCUGGACUCACUCUGGAUAAUAUGCAAUAUAUUGCCCAUGCUCUUCAGGCUGCUGAAAUGCGGCGCCAGUCAAAGGCUCAAGUAACAUUGAACUUCGUGGAGUCACAAAUGGCCAGAGCUUGCGCUUGA